AUAUAUAUAUGACUAUAGUCAAAGGUUUGAGCAGUGCCGACUCAUCGCUGAAAAGAUCUUUACCAAAACAUCUCUGCACCCUUAUUAGACCAGAUUUCUUAAAGUUUCCUUUGCCGAUCAACGACAUAACAUUAAUUUUUAAUCGUUCAUCAUGAUUAUAACGCUAAAAAACUUACAGCAGCUGACGUUUACAGUAGAAAUUGAUCCAUCGCAAACCGUAAUGGAUUUAAAGCAAAAGAUUGAGACUCAAAAGGGCUUUCCUGCUAAAUACCAGAAAUUAAUAUAUGCUGGAAAAAUAUUAGAAGAUGAACAUUCAUUAGCAGAAUAUAAUAUAGAUGAAAAGAAGUUUAUAGUCGUUAUGGUAACAAAGCUUAAAUCAGGUGAUGGUCAAUCGACGACUGAAGAAUCUGCAAGUACAGAAAAUAAAGAAGAAAGUACUACGACUAGCCCAGCAGCACAACCUAGUCCAAAUCCUACUGUUCAGGUUGCAUCGAACCCUACUGUACAAGAACAAUCCGCGGCAAGUACUGUCGCCGGAGGUGGUACCGGAAAUCAAGCUGAAAGUGCCUUGUUAAUGGGUGAAGAUUACAAUUCUAUGGUGAACAUUAUUGUGGAUAUGGGGUACGAACGUGAACAGGUCGAGCAAGCGUUAAGAGCAAGUUUUAACAAUCCCGACAGGGCGGUCGAAUACCUUUUAACGGGUAUACCAGUUCAACUUUUCGAGGAUUUACCAGAUGAUCAACUCGAAGCUUCGCAACAACUCGAAGCUUCGGAACAACUCCAAGAGCAUGGUCAACAUCCAUUAGCAUUUUUACGAAUGCAGCCACAGUUCCAGCAAAUGCGCCAAGUUAUUCAACAAAAUCCUCAGUUAUUGAAUGCUGUACUGCAGCAGAUUGGACAAAGCAAUCCUGCGCUGUUACAGCUUAUUUCACAAAAUCAAGAAGCGUUCGUACGCAUGCUUAACGAGCCCGUCGAGACUACUGGUAGUACAGGAGGAAGAACUACGCCUGUGUCUGCGUCGAAUAUUGCCCCGGUAGCUGCCCCCGGCGGAAUAAGCGGAGGGCUUGGUAUAGGAGGAGCGGGAUCGGAUGCAGAGCCUUCCGUGAUCCAGGUAACGCCCCAAGAUAAAGAAGCCAUCGAAAGGCUGAAGGCAUUAGGAUUCCCCGAACACUUAGUCGUUCAAGCGUAUUUCGCGUGUGAAAAGAACGAAAACCUUGCUGCUAACUUCUUGCUGUCGCAGAGUCUCGAUGACUGAACUAACGCACUUAAUUGAUUUCACAAUAAGGAAUUAAAGGACUGAUGUAGGGUGGGUAAUUACACAGGCGCCAUGUUAUUUUUCAACUGGUCAUCUUCGUUUUGUAAAUAUAAAUAUGCACACAUAUUUAUGUUGUUAUAUUAAAGUUUUAGUUAGGCGUUAAUAUACAUUGGCACGUUUGGUAUCACUUAAAAAUCUACUAGAAUUAUGUACCAAAAACGGAAAAUAUUAAUGCGUCAAAUUCUUAGUCUUCAAACACGUUCUUUUUUCUCCAAUAUAUAUAUAUACAUGUAUUUACAUCACUUUUUAUAUACUUUAAGACACUGGAGUUAUGUUGUUUCUCAUGUGUGUUACAAUCUGUCCUUACAAUCUGAAAAUUAAUUACUCAUUGACCAUACCUUUUGUUCUUUAAAUAUAUGGAGCAGUGUAAUUACAUUUUUAUGUAAGAAAGCCUGCUUGUUCCAAUAUACGGGGAUAUGAAUACUUUACGGUAUACAUUGGAAGUGUUGUACACAAUUUUACGCAUGCAUACAGGUUUGCAUACACGGCUGAAAAUAUACGUGUGUGUAUCGGAAGCUAUGUGUGCAUGAGACAAGCAUAUUUUGUACAUUUAAUGGGCUUUCUGAUAUAAAAAUUAUGUAAGUGCAUCCGUAUAUGUAUGAUUGCAUAUGUAUAUAUGUGUGUACUUGCGUAUAACUUGCGCCUAUGUAUGUAUGUAUAAAAAAAGUCUUGUAUUUUUUAAAGAAAACUUAUGAAAAUAGUUGUUCAUUAAUAACACGAUACAAUAUCAUUUCAUUUGCCACAUACUAAGAAAAAUGUAAGAAACUUUCGAAUGAAAGGAAAAGAAGAAGAAAUGAAAAAUUUAAGUAACAUAUGCAUACAUAUUGUUUCGAAUUUGUUUGACCUAAAUAAUCCAUUUUUCUCAUCUGAAGCAGAACUCGAGUAACUUAUGACUAGUUAAUAAGUGAUGAUCGUAUGUGAAAUAUCUUACAUAGAUAAUUGAAGGUGAUUCACAGGGAGGUAUGAAACUUUAAAGAAAAUUUGUAAUUAACUUUCUAUAAAAACGGAGGCAAUGAGAUUAUUAAUAUUAUAAAGAAAGCAUUCAAUAUGUUCGUAGCCUUAAUAUAAUACGUAAUUUAUUAGGGAUCGUUCGAAUUUUUAAGAUACUAGUACUGAUAUUAAAAUUUUAUUAGAAACAUAACACGAUGUAGAACAAGUAAUACAACUACAAAAAUUGCAUAUUUAAUAAAUAAAAACGAUAAGUCUAUACGCAAACAAACACGCUUGUUUCCCCGUUUGCUAUGCGAGUAUAUGUACGAUUAAAAAGAUGUUAUGAUGUUACACUCUUCAUUAUCAAGAGACGAACGCUUUUUAUGCUGUUUAUAAUUUUUUUACUAUCCGUUAUCAAAAGUAUGUACAAAUAUAAUCGACAUAAAGGAAUUCGUCAUAUUGCAAUAUACAACUUAAAUUAUA
Molecule: messenger RNA, 2728 nt
Organism: Ceratina calcarata
Lineage: Eukaryota; Metazoa; Arthropoda; Insecta; Hymenoptera; Apidae
Gene: Rad23
Product: UV excision repair protein Rad23
Exons: 6
Coding region: 152-1255 (367 amino acids)
Biological process (GO): proteasome-mediated ubiquitin-dependent protein catabolic process; nucleotide-excision repair
Cellular component (GO): nucleoplasm; cytosol
Molecular function (GO): proteasome binding; damaged DNA binding; ubiquitin binding
Source: RefSeq, a predicted model, not a curated record